This is a messenger RNA of Perognathus longimembris pacificus (Pacific pocket mouse), 3573 nucleotides long. RefSeq names its product WW domain containing adaptor with coiled-coil (gene Wac). Gene Ontology annotation, molecular function: RNA polymerase II complex binding; chromatin binding. The record is from RefSeq and is a predicted model, not a curated record. Gene Ontology annotation, biological process: positive regulation of TORC1 signaling; regulation of autophagy. Lineage: Eukaryota; Metazoa; Chordata; Mammalia; Rodentia; Heteromyidae. Bases 240 to 2198 code for a protein of 652 amino acids. The transcript is spliced from 14 exons. Gene Ontology annotation, cellular component: nucleus.
CGUGGGCGCCGCUCGGCCCCGGGGCCCGGGAGGGAGCGUGGUGAGCGGACGGCGGAGGGACAUGGCCCGGGGGCGCCGGCGCCACUGACGGGGCGGUGCUGCGAGUCGCCGAGGGCGCGCCGGGCCCUGGUGCCGGGGGCCGCCCGCCCGCCCGCCGCCUGCGCGCCCGCCCGUCCGCCCGCCCUCCGCGGCCGCCCGCCCUCCCCCCGCCCCGACUCACACUCACAGGCCGGGCAUUGAUGGUAAUGUAUGCGAGGAAACAGCAGAGACUCAGUGAUGGCUGUCACGACCGGAGGGGGGACUCGCAGCCUUACCAGGGGGGUGAUGUUUUACAGGCACUUAAAUAUUCAUCGAAGAGUCACCCCAGUAGUGGUGAUCACAGACAUGAGAAGAUGCGAGACGCCGCAGAUCCUUCACCACCAAAUAAAAUGUUGCGGAGAUCUGAUAGUCCUGAGAACAAAUAUAGUGACAGCACAGGUCACAAUAAGGCCAAAAAUGUGCAUACUCACAGAGUUAGAGAGAGGGAAGGUGGGACCAGUUACUCUCCACAAGAAAAUUCACACAACCACAGUGCUCUUCAUAGUUCAAAUUCACAUUCUUCUAAUCCAAGCAAUAACCCAAGCAAAACUUCAGAUGCACCUUAUGAUUCUGCAGAUGACUGGUCUGAACACAUUAGCUCUUCUGGGAAAAAAUACUACUACAAUUGUCGAACGGAAGUCUCACAGUGGGAAAAACCAAAAGAGUGGCUUGAAAGAGAACAGAGACAAAAAGAAGCAAACAAGAUGGCAGUUAAUAGCUUUCCAAAAGAUAGGGAUUACAGAAGAGAGGUGAUGCAAGCAGCAGCCACUAGUGGGUUUCCCAGUGGAAUGGAAGACAAGCAUUCCAGUGAUGCCAGUAGUUUGCUCCCACAGAAUAUUUUGUCUCAGACAAGCAGACACAAUGACAGAGACUACAGACUGCCAAGAGCAGAGACUCACAGUAGCUCUACGCCAGUACAGCACCCCAUCAAACCAGUGGUUCAUCCAACUGCUACCCCAAGCACUGUUCCUUCUAGUCCAUUUACGCUACAGUCUGAUCACCAGCCAAAGAAAUCAUUUGAUGCUAAUGGAGCAUCUACUUUAUCAAAACUGCCUACACCCACAUCUUCUGUCACUGCACAGAAAACAGAAAGAAAAGAGUCCACAUCAGGAGACAAAUCGGUAUCUCAUUCUUGCACAACUCCUUCCACGUCUUCUGCCUCUGGGCUGAACCCGACAUCUGCACCUCCAUCAUCUGCUUCAGCAGUACCUGUUUCUCCUGUUCCACAGUCUCCAAUACCUCCACUACUUCAGGAUCCAAAUCUUCUUAGACAAUUGCUUCCUGCCUUGCAAGCCACGCUGCAGCUUAAUAAUUCUAAUGUGGACAUAUCUAAAAUAAAUGAAGUUCUUACAGCUGCUGUGACACAAGCUUCGCUGCAGUCCAUAAUUCAUAAGUUUCUCACUGCUGGACCAUCUGCUUUCAACAUAACAUCUUUGAUUUCUCAAGCUGCUCAGCUCUCUACACAAGCCCAGCCAUCAAAUCAGUCUCCAAUGUCUUUAACGUCCGAUGCUUCAUCCCCAAGAUCCUAUGUAUCUCCAAGAAUAAGCACACCUCAGACUAACACGGUCCCCAUCAAACCUUUGAUUACUACUCCUCCUGUUGCAUCACAGCCAAAGGUUAGUACUCCAGUCGUUAAACAAGGACCAGUGUCACAGUCGGCCACCCAGCAGCCUGUAACUGUUGAUAAGCAACAGGGUCAUGAACCUGUCUCUCCUAGAAGUCUUCAGCGCUCAAGUCAGAGAAGUCCGUCACCUGGUCCAAAUCAUACUUCUUCUAUUAGUAAUGCAUCAAAUGCAACAGUUGUACCACAGAAUUCAUCUGCCCGACCUGCGUGUUCACUAACACCUACCCUAGCUGCACACUUCAAUGAAAAUCUGAUAAAACAUGUUCAAGGAUGGCCCGCAGAUCAUGCAGAGAAACAGGCUUCAAGAUUGCGUGAAGAAGCUCACAACAUGGGAAGUGUUCACAUGUCAGAAAUUUGUACUGAAUUAAAAAACUUAAGGUCUUUAGUCCGAGUAUGUGAAAUUCAAGCAACUUUGCGGGAGCAAAGGAUAUUAUUUUUGAGACAACAAAUUAAGGAACUUGAAAAGCUAAAAAAUCAGAAUUCCUUCAUGGUUUGAAGAUGUGAAUAAUUACACAUGCUUUUGAGUACAGGAACUGUAAGCCUGUUGCCCAGUCUUAACAUUUUUGAGCUGCAUUCAAGUAGACUUUGGACCGUUAAGCUGGGCAAAUGAAUUGACAAGGGGUCGGGGUCUGUCAGAGUCACUUCAGGGGAAGAUACAAGAUUGAUUUGUAAACCCUUGAAAUGUAGAUUUCUUGUAGAUGUAUUCUUCACGUUGUAAAUAUGUUUUGUAGAGUGAAGCCAUGGGAAGCCAUGUGUAACGGAGCUUAGACAUCCAAACUAAUCAAUGCUGAGGUGGCUAAAUACCUAGCCUUUUACAUGUAAACCUAUCUGCAAAAUUAGCUUUUUUUAAAAAAAAUUUGGGGGGUUAAUUUAUCAUUCAGAAAUCUUGCAUUUUCAAAAAUUCAGUGCAAGCGCCAGGCGAUCUGUGUCUAAGGAUACGAUUUUGAACCACAUGGGCAGUGUAUAAAAUAUCAUGAAACAACUGUUCCCACACUUGCACCUGAUCAAGAGCAGUGCUUCUCCAUUUGUUUUUGCAAGAAAUGUUGUUUUUUUCAUUUCCUGUGUGUUCCAUUUCCCUCUGAAAUCCUCAACUGAUUUUAUCCAUUUUUUAAGGCUCCCUUUUCUCCUUUCUUACGGCACUGUUGCUAUGGCACUUUUCUAUAACCUUUUCAUUCCUGUGUACAGUAGCUUAAAAUUGCAGUGAUUGAGCAUAACCCACGUUUGUAUAAAUUAUUGAAAUCCAUUUGCACCCUAUAAGAAUGGACUGAAGAGUACUGCUGGGCCUAUGUGCUGAAAGUGCAUUCAUUGCUCAAAUGUAAGGAAAUGGCCCAAUGACAUGGUUAUGGGAGGGGAAAAGGAAACAAAGCUAGUCAGAUGUGAAUUGUAUCUGUUGUAAUAAACUUGUUAAACAAACAAACAAUUGUUAUUUUUCUUUUCCUUCGGUCAGUGCACAUUAGAAUUUGAACUACCUGGGGAUCUUUUCUGAACUGUUCUUGUUGAAUAUUUAUAAUUCAUUGGAAUAAUUCUUUAAGGAAGGUUUUGUUUAAAGCAUUUUAACAGGAAAUUGUGUAUAAGAUGUUUAAUGAAAUGUGAAAUUCAACAAGAAUGAUUAAGUCAUUUCCCAAGUGGUUGUCAUUUGUUAAGCCCCAGUUUACCUGUCUUGCUAUUAUGACAUUUCAUUUUGAAGGAUGUUGUGUUGUAGCUAACUGUUCAAGUCUGGUGCUGACUGCUGUUCUAGCCAUCACAAAACGCUAAAUUUGUGGAAUUGGAGCUUCCUGCUGUUAUCUGGAAAUGGUGGGGAAGCUCAGCUUUGUAUAUUGUUUCCUAAAGUAUAUUAAAAUAAAAAAGAAACUAUUGCUACUAUAAAGUUA